UAUUUAGUUGUGUUUACAUUUUGUAGUGUUUUGGUUUUCCGGAGUUUUCCCACAAUAUUUGACAUGGGGAAGAAUAAGAAGCGACAACGAAAGGAGAAGAUCUGCAAUGUUACAGGAGGUGUCGCUGUGGCGGAGGAGAGUGCAGCACCGGCACAAGGAAGCUCCAUGGAGGAAAAUUGCCCCACGAUGAGGAUAAAGAGUGGAACAAAGGUGGAGAAUGUAGUGAGAUUCACGCGGAAAAUUCUCGAAGCGGGAGAAAUGAGAAAAAUCAUCUGGAUGGGAUGUGGAGAUGCCAUCACGCGGACUAUUUCGUGCGCUGAGGCACUCAGGAGGGAGUUUAGGGUGCAUCAAGUUACGGAAAUCAGUCAGGAAGUUCGACGGGAAGCUUCGGGGAAAACUUCAUACAUUCCCAGCAUUCGUAUUCUUCAGUCACUGGACCAAAUCGAUCCAUCCACUCCUGGAUAUCAAAAUCCCGAAGGUGGUUCCCAAUUUUGUGCUCCUCCUCGAGAAAAUCCCGAUGAAAUUCCCCAAAAAUUAACCCAUGGACGAUUCCCAAAACGCCGGAAGUUGGAAGAAGGUGAAAAGCUAUAAAAUAAAGACGUCCUGGCAAGGAUUCCGUUAAACCUUAUGCAUAUCCUGACAGUUGGGAUGAUUUAAAUUAUUAAUUGAGCAUCAAAAAGCCAAAAGAUCUUCACAAUUUCACUCCAGGAAUUUACCACAAAAACUCCCGGACAAAAAUCAUCCAAAAAAGUUUUGAGGUUAUGUAAUUGCGGAAAAACGUAUCCUUUUUACAAGAUGUCUCAUUUUCCAUGAUCGAAUGUGAAUCUAGGAUAACUAUAGAAUCUAAAAAGUCACACCCGACUGGAAUUUGUAAAGAAUCUUGUCCAGGAAAAUUCGAGAAAAAUCAUCAAUUUUUUGCUUAGCCCUUUAACGUCCGCGAUCAAUCUAGCGAGCUGAUUGAAUUAAAAAUAAUUUUUGUGGGUUCCUUUGAGCUCAAAUAAG
This is a messenger RNA of Lutzomyia longipalpis, 1002 nucleotides long. RefSeq names its product ribonuclease P protein subunit p25 (gene Rpp25). The record is from RefSeq and is a predicted model, not a curated record. NCBI's taxonomy places the organism in Eukaryota, Metazoa, Arthropoda, Insecta, Diptera, Psychodidae. The transcript has 4 exons. The coding region runs from base 64 to 591 and encodes 175 amino acids. Gene Ontology annotation, molecular function: RNA binding. Gene Ontology annotation, cellular component: ribonuclease MRP complex. Gene Ontology annotation, biological process: tRNA 5'-leader removal.